GGUCUCCCUCUUCACCUACAAAUCGACACGUUUGAUGACUGUAGAGAGGGGGUUAACCCCAUACACCGUGGUUUCUGUCAGAUAAAAGUUUUUUGUGACAAGGGAGCUGAACGUAAAACCCGAGAUGAAGAACGAAGAGCGGCGAAGCGAAAACUAAGUGCAACAGGAAAUACUAGAAAAAAAAUGGAAGAGAUGUACCAUCCACCGUGCGACAGAUCAGAGUUCUACUCUAUGAGUGACCUGUCUAAACCCCCAGCCUUCUUCACUCCCACUGUCGACUUGGAAAAGAUGAACCAGAACAAGGUGAUUAGCACUUUCCAUUGUAUAAACAUCUCUAUAAUUAAACCUUUCCUUGUGACAAUUU
This is a messenger RNA of Limulus polyphemus (Atlantic horseshoe crab), 364 nucleotides long. Its product is annotated as protein grainyhead-like. Gene Ontology annotation, cellular component: nucleus. The transcript is spliced from 3 exons. The annotation marks the transcript as partial. Gene Ontology annotation, molecular function: DNA-binding transcription activator activity, RNA polymerase II-specific; RNA polymerase II cis-regulatory region sequence-specific DNA binding. Lineage: Eukaryota; Metazoa; Arthropoda; Merostomata; Xiphosura; Limulidae. Gene Ontology annotation, biological process: regulation of transcription by RNA polymerase II. The record is from RefSeq and is a predicted model, not a curated record.